AUGAAUGUUUUCGUGGUGGUAGCAGUUUUGAUAGCUGCCUGCCAUGGCAAGCCCCAAGGUUACAACUAUCCCGCCCCAUCCCCGCCUAGCGGGAGCUACGGAGCUCCAGGAGGCGGCGGUGGAGGAGGAGGGGGUGGAGGAUUCGGCGGCGGAGGUGGACUAGGAGGUGGAGGUGGUCUAGGAGGCGGAGGUGGUCUAGGAGGCGGAGGAGGAGGAUUCGGGGGUGGAGGCGGCCUCGGCGGAGGCGGCGGAUUUGGAGGCGGCGGCGGUCUCGGUGGAGGCGGAGGGGGUGGACUUGGCGGAGGCGGAGGAGGUGGAUUCGGGGGCGGCGGAGGUGGCGGCGGCGGCGGCGGCGGCGGCGGUGGUACCGUCGUACAAAAACACAUCUACGUCCACGUGGCACCCGAAGAGCCCGAAGAGGCUAGACCGCAACGUCCAAUUUCCGCCGGUCAAUCUACGAAACAUUACAAAAUUAUCUUCAUCAAGGCGCCCAGCCAGGCCGCCCCCACUGCCCCUACGAUACCCGCACAAGCUCAAAACGAAGAGAAAACUCUUGUGUACGUUUUAGUUAAACGCCCAGAAGAUGCGCCUGAAAUCAGUAUACCUACCGCAGCCCCCACUCAGCCCAGCAAGCCCGAAGUCUACUUCAUACGUUACAAGACCAAUAAACAAGCUGGAGGCGGCGGCGGUGGUGGUGGAGGUGGCGGUACCGCUCCAGGAGGUAGUUACGGAGCCCCAUCAGCUGGCGGCGGGGGGGGAGGUAUUGGAAUCUCGUCUGGUUCCGGUGGCUCUUCCAUUGGUGGAGGCGGCGGUGGCGGCAGACCGUCCUCAAACUACGGACCACCAGGACAGAGUGGACCUUACUAGACCAUUUAAUCUCAUUGUGAUUGUUUUAUAUUUUGUUAUUGUACCCACUCAUUGUAAAUACACAUUGUAAUAUUCAUAUACUUAUGUAUGUACUACUUUAUAAAUAUUAAUGUUAGUUUUAGGAUGAUAAGCAAAAGCGGUG
Messenger RNA from Brassicogethes aeneus, 1009 nucleotides. The record is from the annotation of a GenBank genome assembly. Lineage: Eukaryota; Metazoa; Arthropoda; Insecta; Coleoptera; Nitidulidae.